Caenorhabditis sp. 36 PRJEB53466 is the source of this 1012-nucleotide messenger RNA. NCBI's taxonomy places the organism in Eukaryota, Metazoa, Nematoda, Chromadorea, Rhabditida, Rhabditidae. The record is from the annotation of a GenBank genome assembly.
AUGCGCGAAGUGGCCAAGGUCUCCGAGGAGUGUUUGAGCUAUAAAAACUGCACAAUGAGCGAGAUGAUCGAAAUGAAAGAUCUCGUUUUUGCUUUGCAACGUAAGUAUUCGCGAGUCUGUAAUCCUAGCAGAACCUUUCACUCAGAGUUCGACGCAUUCGGAAAGCCUCCAGCCGAUCUUCUAGACUUGAACACCUUUUUCGAGGGAUCUUACGAAGAAUGCCAGGUGGUCAGUGGAAAGAAAUACUCGACCAGUUACUGUUAUCUGGUGAUCCAUUUCGGAUGGAAUGCCACGUGUCCAGUGCAUCCAAUAGACACUUUCCAUAAGCUGGCAGUGCCCAGGCUUGCAGUCUGUAUGCCCAUGUCUUGCGCCGAAAACGAUCUCGUGGAGGUGUUCAAUCAGAUGACACCGUUCCCGUUGACCGCUUGCGAAGCGCAUUGCGCAGAGAAGAAGAUCGAAAAGGGAUGGGCGUUCUACGGGUUUUCGUGAGUUUCUGGGAAAAAUAAUGAGACUUCUGGAGGACUUUAGAGCUUUCAGUACCUUUCUGAUGACUAUGAUUUUGCUUGCUUCGUCCGCAACACUUGUCGACUACUUUCGGGAGAGAGAAAUCGGAAUGUCUUCAGUGAACGAACGAGCUUACUGUAUAAACAUUUCCCCCCGCUUCGGAUGUGAGCAUAAUAAUCUUUUUCCAGUUCUCCGAAUCUUCCUCUCGUUCUCGCUCUGGAGCAACUCCGAAAUGAUACUGUCCGUCAAAGAGCACAAGCCCGGCUACAUCCGCUCUCUCGACUGUAUCCGCGCGCUCUCCAUCGUCUGGAUCGUCUCCGCCCACUCGUACAACUUCCACUUUCCGAACAACAUCCUCGGCGGCUCGAUCGGCUACUUCGGAUACCCGUCGGUCCCUCGGCAUCUCAUUCUCAACGCCUUCUUCUCCAUCGACACCUUCUUCAUUCUCUCGGGAGUCGUCGUCGCUUACCUGUUCUUCAGAUCCAAACCGAAAAGACAACUAUUCUGA